Gallus gallus (chicken) is the source of this 3592-nucleotide messenger RNA. It is a transcript of the gene VDAC1, whose product is annotated as voltage dependent anion channel 1. The transcript is spliced from 9 exons. Gene Ontology annotation, biological process: monoatomic anion transmembrane transport. The record is from RefSeq and is a predicted model, not a curated record. Gene Ontology annotation, cellular component: mitochondrial outer membrane. Bases 1876 to 2727 code for a protein of 283 amino acids. Gene Ontology annotation, molecular function: voltage-gated monoatomic anion channel activity. Lineage: Eukaryota; Metazoa; Chordata; Aves; Galliformes; Phasianidae.
CUAAACCCAACCCAAACACAAAAGGCAUCUGAUUUUCAAGAAAAUAUCUUGAUUUUUAUGGAGUUGGGCUGCUGGUGAAAAUAUGUCUGAUAGAUGCCAAAAUGCAGCUGGCAGAGCAGUGUGGUCUAAUUUUCAAAUGGAGGGAUUUUAGCAUUUUGAAUUUUUGAUGAUGCUAAAUGGAAAUACCCAUCAGGGGGUUCUCCUGAGACUGCUCUGGCUGGGAAGAUACUUUCCUCAGCUUUAGUGACCCAUCCCUCCAUACCCUGUGCCGGGGGCCCUAUGAGUGCCCCUGAGCUCUGCCCCAGGCUGUGAUCUCCAGCACACAGUGCUGUGCUCCUGGGGACGUCAGUGAGGAACAGAGGAUCUCCUCAGAGAAGUCUGUUAGUACUUGGUUUGUUCAUUGAUUGAUUUUUAAAGGCUGGUUUUGUGUUUCCAGAAUCACAUCUGAUCCAGUAUUGAAAUGGUUUCUCCUGUAGAGAGCAGUGCUUGCAAACUUUAAAUCCCAGAGUUCAUGGCUCUGCAAGAAAUGGAGACAUUUGGGCCUAAUAUGAACAGCUGAAACUUCUUUGGAGUAUGCUGAGAAUAUAAAUAUAGUUUUUUCUAGAUGUACUGUUUGGCUGCUUACCCACGUGGGGCUGCAACUUAUAAAUGAGUUUUAUGUGGAUGUGAUGGGCCUUCUUGAUGCAUGCACUCAGGGGAGGUUCAGGUUGGAUACUGGGAGAAAUUUCUUCCCCAAAGUGUGGUGAUGCAGUGGCACAGCUGCCCAGAGAGGGGGGGAGUCCCCAACCCUGGAGGUGUUCCAGAGCUGUGGGGAUGUGGCACUGGGGGAUGUGGUCAGUGGGCACAUUGGGUUGGGGUUGGACUCAGUCAUCUUGGGAGUCUUUUCCAACCUUAACGAUGCUGUGAUUUCAUGCAGGUAUUGUCCCCAGCUGAAGCUGCAUCGCAGCACGCACCCUGCUUUCACUGCAUUCUGUGAAGAUCUUUGGCUUUGAUUCAGCCACCAGAUCCAGUUUGUUCCCUCUAGGAUAGGGAUUCCUCACUUACGCAAUAGCAAUAUCCUGCUUUAAUAGGCAACGUCCUGUUGGGCCAAGCAGCUGCCCAAAGGAAUGCCUAUCUGCAGCUCGUGGGGUGGUACCUGCCCAAAGAGGCUGCAGGCUUUGGGCAAGGCUGCAUCCCUGGUGCUCACAGCCAGCUGCUCUGCCUGUGGCUGAAAGGAAGAGUUUGCUGCUCAGGCUGGCUAGAACUGUGGUGCAGUGAGGGCCAGCUCUGCAUGCAUGGUUCAUCUCCUUCACCUUUUUAAAAUGAAGUCUCACAUAAAAAGGCAGGAGGUGUACUCCACUCCACAUCACUUGACUUUGCUUCCCUGCAACAAAGCAAUAUGGAUUUGGUUGGUUUGUUCCUCUCAGGAUCACGUGUGGCAUCCCUUUAGCCCUCAUUCUUCUCAACAAGUCUGGUUUCUCCCCAGAAAAACACUUCCAGGUCAAUGGCUAAGGAGAAAUUGUAUCUGUUAGCAGCAAUUCCGGAGUCAGAAAAUGGAAGGUGAAGAAUGACCGUUUGUUGAUUUUUGCUAACAUCAAUGUUAGCCAUUUGCUGCUGUCACUUAGGGAGGGAUGGGAGUGACAGCUGCUAGAUGUCUGUCCUGGUUACGUUUGCUGGGAGGAUGACCCCGGGGUUCUAAUUCUUUGCAUCAGAAUGCAUAGAUCAGUUGCAGGAAGCAGGGGAAACAUUUCCUAGAAGUUGUUUAAGAAGUUAUUCAUUCACGUGGUUCUACUGAUAAGGGCACAACUGUUAACCCUUGGGAAAGGCACAGCUUAUUUGUGUGGGGUUUUUUUUUAAUGUAUUUGUUCUGCAGUCUGUUUCUCAUCCUCAGUGAAAAUGGCUGUUCCACCUGCUUAUGCUGAUCUGGGCAAGUCUGCCAGAGAUGUGUUCACCAAAGGAUAUGGUUUUGGGUUAAUAAAACUUGAUUUGAAAACAAAAUCUGAGAAUGGACUGGAAUUUACAAGCUCAGGUUCAGCAAACUCAGAAACAAGCAAAGUCAGUGGUAGCUUGGAAACCAAAUACAGAUGGGUGGAAUAUGGGCUGAUGUUCACGGAGAAGUGGAACACUGACAACACACUGGGAACUGAGAUCACUCUUGAAGACCAGCUUGCACGUGGCCUGAAGCUGACUUUUGACUCCUCCUUCUCACCUAACACUGGGAAAAAGAGUGCUAAAAUUAAGACAGGAUACAAAAGGGAGCACAUCAACAUGGGCUGCGACAUGGAUUUUGAUAUCGCCGGUCCUUCGAUACGUGGAGCCCUGGUGCUUGGCUACGAGGGCUGGUUGGCAGGUUACCAAAUGACUUUUGAGACAGCAAAGUCUAGAGUAACCCAGAGCAAUUUUGCUGUCGGCUAUAAGACUGAUGAGUUCCAGCUUCACACUAACGUGAAUGAUGGAACAGAAUUUGGAGGCUCCAUUUACCAGAAGGUGAAUGAGAAACUGGAAACUGCUGUGAAUCUUGCUUGGACAGCUGGUAACAGCAACACUCGCUUCGGAAUAGCAGCCAAGUAUCAGAUUGACCCAGAUGCCUCUUUUUCUGCUAAAGUGAACAACUCCAGUCUGAUUGGACUGGGAUACACUCAGACUUUAAAGCCAGGUAUCAAGCUGACAUUGUCAGCUUUGUUGGAUGGCAAGAAUGUCAAUGCAGGUGGUCACAAGCUUGGUCUAGGAUUGGAAUUUGAAGCAUAAAAAGAGAUUUUACAAUGGUUAAUUUGAAAAUACAGCAUAGCUACCUUCAGAAUAUAGUGUACCUUUCAAUGUCGUAUGUCUGGGAUGCAAGUAAUGCUAAGUAUCAGUCCUGCUAGUCCUGGUUAAAGACAGCUAAGCUUUAAAGUGAUGUUUCAGAAAUGGAGACAAAAAGCAUUCUAAAAAAUCCGAAUUCCAGGUGUUAAUUUUUUUCUGUUUUGGAAUGUUAUUGCCCAUCUUAUCUGUCAGCUGCCACAUGAUAGCAAAUAGGAAGGUAUCAUUACCUUUACUAACAUAUUGACUGCACAAGGAAUAUGUUAGCGUGAUGCAAGACCCGUUAUGUCAGGAAUUGCAGACCACUGUUGUCCUGUUAAAUCUUUAUGCAAAAUGUUGACACUUGAGGCCUCAAUUCACUGUGGAAUGUGCAAACUUGCCUGAAAAAAGGGAUUAUAUUUUUGUUCCGAUGGAUGUUUCACAAAUGGUUUGUCUCAUUUGGUUCUUUUACACCUACAGCUGUCUCCAGAACGCUUUAGGUUGUCUACUUUGUGUAACUGUUGCCGAGAAGGUUUGAUGUGACUCAGCCAAUACUACUUGUCCUGUGCUGUGGUUCCUUUCCCUUGCACUGACUGGAAAGCUUGUAAGACAGGGCCGUAAUCAGGGAAGAGUGUUUGUAACUGCAAUCACAUAGUUGCAUCACGAAAUUUAAAAUGGACUUUUGUUUUAUUACCACUUUUUUUUAGCAACUAAAUGGGUACAUUUUUAGAGUCUUCCAUUUUGUGUGGAAAUAGACCCCAAAGUGCUGUACCUGACACUACUAAAACUGGAUAAAAAAAAUCAAACCCAACUUGAAUAAAAUAUUGAAAUAUCA